CCACGGCGCCGCAUGGGGGUACGAGUCGCGACCGAUCAUUCACCAAGACGCGUAACUGCGUAAGAUAAGUUAGCCGCGAUCAUCACUUCAGACGGUCACGUUGGGUUUCUCGUCUCGUCUCUGUUCGCCUACAAUUCGCAUGUGGCGGUGACCCGCUCGCCGGCCGGCCGCCUUUGUUUUCACACGCCCUCGUCACACCUGACCGUGUCGUCUAUAAUCUCUGUCCACAAGGCGGACGUUAACUUUUUUCCGUUUUCCGUCCUUUGCCCGGUCGCGCGCCGCCACCCUUCCGAAGUCUGAACGCCUUCAGCAGUGAUGAAUGUCUUCGAGGCCGUCGUCAGGAAGACCACAACGAUCACACCGAUCUCAACGACAGCGAAUACCGUCAAAUAGUUGCACAGUCUAUCGUAUUCCACCGCUUUACCUCUUCCCGUGCACAGAUUGUCUGUAAAGAAAUUUGGAAACUCAACCUAAUUUAUCGUUGACAACUACGGAUACAAGUGUUUCAAUUGUUUGAACAGUACUAUAUGAUCAGGAUUAAACACACUAUAUUACUAUUUUUUAAACAGUCAUAAUUUCAACAGCUAUUUGAUACUGUCACUUGUAAACAAUCAGCAUCGACAGACACAGCUCGACCACCGACAUCAAGUUACUGUUACUGCAUCUAAAUCUAGUGUUUAGCAUACUACAAUGAUUCCACUAUCGUCUUCGACGUCCCAAAGAAAAUCAAGCGUGGCAGCUAAGAUGACAAGCGGUAGCUCCGCCGGUAUGCCUUCGCCCACCAGCCUCAUGACAAAGCUCAAGGGAGCCAUACGUUCGGUCGUGUCGGACUCAAAUGCCCGCAACUUGAUGGGCUUCUUAGCUCUAAACUUUGUGUUCGCUUUCGUGGAACUUGCUUACGGCAUGUGGACGAACAGCUUAGGUUUGAUAUCGGACUCGUUUCACAUGUUCUUCGAUUGCACCGGCCUGGUGGCCGGGCUCGCGGCCCAAGUGGUCAGCCGGUGGCCGGCCGACGAUUCGUACGCCUACGGCUAUAAGCGGGCCGAAGUGCUUGCCGGAUUCGUCAACGCGCUGUUCUUGUUGUUCAUAGCGUUUUUCAUACUGACGGAAGCCGUGGAACGGGCAAUAGAACCGCCCGAGGUGCAUCACGACCGCCUGUUCGUGGUCAGCGUGCUCGGGCUGCUCGUCAACCUGGUCGGCAUAUACGUGUUCCAGCACGGCGGUAGCCACGGGCACAGUCACGGCGGUGGAGGUGGUCACGGGCACAGCCACGGCGGUGGAGGCGGUCACGGGCACAGCCACGGCGGUGGAGGCGGUCACGGACACAGUCACGACGGCGGUGGUCAUCACGCUCUCGGAGACGACCCCUACAACCAACAGGUGUCCAUAUCGAUGGGCGGCGGCGGACACCAGCCGAACAGUGCGUCGGCCCCGGCGUCCGGCUCGGGGCAGAACAACCAGAACCAUCUGAUGAAGGGCGUGCUGUUGCACAUCUUGGCCGACACGCUGGGCAGCGUGGGCGUGGUCAUCUCGGCGCUGCUGAUGCGAGCUUUCGGGUGGAUGCGCGCGGACCCCGUGUGUUCGAUAUUCAUCGCCGUGCUGGUGGCCGCCUCGGUGUGGGGACUGCUCCGGGACUCGGCCCGCGUGCUCAUGAUGCGCACGCCCGUCGAGCUGGACGACGAGCGGCGAGCGCUGGACGCGUGCUACUCCCGGCUGCACCGGUACCAUCCGGCCGUGAUGGGCAUCCAGGAACCGCGGUUCUGGACGCUGUGCGCGGACGCGUACGCGGGCAGCAUCAAGAUCGAAGUGCGGUCCGGGUUGGCCGGAAUCGGGGGCGUUGCGGGUCUUCCAGGCAACAGCAGCGACUUUGUGGCCUCGUCGCCGUCGCCAUUGCAAUUCUCCGGCGGCGGCGGUCAAUCGACGAGCCUGCAGCCCGCGGACGCCGUCAGGAUGGUGAACGACCGCGACCAAUUCGCCAACGGUCUGGUGCGAUACGCCCAACAGGUGUUCGCCGCCGUCGGUGUCCGGAACCUGUACGUGCAGAUCGACUACGCGGGCGAAGACGCGGUCGGAGCCAUGCUCAACCACAACCACACACAUCACCACGCCGGCGAAGUGCAGCGGCAAAACAACUACGCGACGACGGGCAGCCUGCUGCUCGAUCCGGCUCAACAGCAGUUCCAGGCGUACAAUCAAACACACCACCAUCAACAGCAACAGCAACAGCAGCAGCAGCAGCAGAUGCAGCAACAGCAACAGUACACUAACCCGCUGCUGAUGAUGUAAACCUCGGUUUUUGAUCGACCGGCAGUAUGGCUCCUCGCCGCCACAUCGGCACCGUCCUCGGGAGUCCAAAGGAUUACCACCACCGCCACCAUCGAUAUUCGAACACCGUCGACCGACGGUUUCGACGACGAUGUUAACACAACAAAAAAAUCCUUCACAUUUUAUUAAUAUUACUAUUAUUUUUUAUCAUAUUUAUUAUACGCGCAUUCGUGUAAACGUGUUACAUAAAUGAUUGUAUUGAAAAUAAAGAGUUAUUUUAUUUGUACAUAAUGCA
Messenger RNA from Aphis gossypii (cotton aphid), 2560 nucleotides. RefSeq names its product zinc transporter 7 (gene ZnT86D). The transcript has 2 exons. Bases 691 to 2286 code for a protein of 531 amino acids. NCBI's taxonomy places the organism in Eukaryota, Metazoa, Arthropoda, Insecta, Hemiptera, Aphididae. Gene Ontology annotation, molecular function: zinc ion transmembrane transporter activity. The record is from RefSeq and is a predicted model, not a curated record. Gene Ontology annotation, biological process: zinc ion transport; intracellular zinc ion homeostasis; transmembrane transport. Gene Ontology annotation, cellular component: membrane; Golgi apparatus.